Molecule: messenger RNA, 1023 nt
Organism: Saccharomyces paradoxus
Lineage: Eukaryota; Fungi; Ascomycota; Saccharomycetes; Saccharomycetales; Saccharomycetaceae
Gene: PIH1
Product: Pih1p
Exons: 1
Coding region: 1-1023 (340 amino acids)
Biological process (GO): rRNA processing; box C/D snoRNP assembly
Cellular component (GO): cytoplasm; ribonucleoprotein complex; R2TP complex
Source: RefSeq, a predicted model, not a curated record
AUGGCCGAUUUCCUAUUGAGACCAAUUAAGCAACGUCACAGGAAUGAAGACAAGUACGUUACAGUGGAAGCUGCGGGCGGAUCAGUGUCUAAGAUCGAGCCCAUCGCAGAUUUCGUUAUAAAGACAAAACUAAUAUCCGGUAAUGGUCCCGAAAAGCUGCAAGACGGCAGGAAGGUGUUUAUUAAUGUCUGUCAUUCCCCAUUAGUGCCCAAACCUGAGAUUGAGUUUGAUGCGAGGAUAGUAUUCCCGCUCAUCAUCCAAAACGAAUGGGAGAUUCCUAUCAUCACAUCUUGUUAUCGCAUGGAUCAUGACAAGAAGGGACAGGAGUGUUACGUGUGGGACUGCUGCAUAAACAGCGACUGCUCGCGCUGGAUAUGUGAAGAUAUUCAACUGCGAGAGAUACUGGUCGAGUGGUGCUUGGAAUCAUGCGAGAUCCGGGAUUCCGUGGUAUUGUGCAGAGAUCACAUUGCAUUCCCCAAAAUGAAGAAGAAAGGUGCUGAGAUUCCUGCGCUAGAGAUACUGAAUGACGAGUUGCAGCAAGAUUACAAGGCAAAAAUGCAUAAAAUCAUAGAAGAGGAGGCUAGAGACCCGAUGAGUAUAUUGAGAGGAGGGAACGAUGAUGGCGAUAAUAAUAACAAUGGCGAUGAUGGGGCACUACCACCAUUAUUCCCUAUGGAGAGUAAGACCUCUGGAGCCAAGAUAGAGGAGAUCGACGAGAGCGAGAUCGCUCGCACAAAGGAGAAGAAGGCGCCUGCAGCGCAAAAGCAGCAGGAGGACGUGCCAGAAUACGAAGUGAAGAUGAAGAGGUUCAAUGGGGCAGCAUACAAGCUACGAAUCCUUAUUGAGGACAAAGCUCAGAACUCGAGACCGGACCAGUUCUCUCCGAGCUACUACUUCGCGGAGAAUGUGUUGUAUAUCAAUGACAAGCUAAGUCUACCCUUGCCCAACGACAUAGUCGCAAAUGCAGCAGACAUCAAGAUUUUCCACAUUGCUAAAGAACGCAGAUUGUAUAUAUAUAUUUAA